CUCCACCCUCUCCACCUCUCAGCCCACCCGUAGCGGCUCGGCAUCAUGCUGCGCAGCACCUACGACGGCGACAACACCGUCUUCUCGCCUCAGGGGCGCCUGCACCAAGUCGAGUAUGCACAGGAGGCCGUCAAGCAGGGCAGUGCCGUCGUCGGCCUGCGCAGCGCCACGCACGCCGUGCUCGCGGCACUGAAGCGCGCGCCCAGCGAGCUGGCUGCGCACCAGAACAAGAUGCUGCGCAUCGACAACCACGUCGGCAUUGCGUUUGCGGGCCUGACGAGCGAUGCGCGCGUGCUCUCCAACUACAUGCGUCAACUAGCGCUCUCCUCUCGCCUCCUCUACUCGCGUCCUCUGCCCCUCUCCCGGCUCAUCUCGCAGCUCGCCGACCGCGCACAGCUCAACACGAUGCAGUACGGCAAGCGUCCCUACGGCGUGGGCUUCCUCGUCGCCGGCGUCGACGCGGCCGGCGCACACCUCUACGAGUUUGCGCCGACGGGCAACUGCUUUGAGUACUACGCCAUGGCCCUGGGCGCGCGCAGCCAGAGCGCAAAGACGUACCUCGAGCGCAAGGUCGAGACGCUCGAGGCGAUGAGCAUGGAGGAGCUGGUCAUGGAGGCGCUGUAUGCGCUACGCGACACGCUGCAGCAGGGCAAGGAGCUCGACGCAGAUGCCAUCUCACUCUCCAUCGUCGGGCCCGGCGCCGACUCAGACGUGGCCACCGCGGCGACGCGCGCCGAGAAGUUCCGCAUCAUCGAGGGCGACGAGCUGCGGCCUUGGAUCGAGCGCAUGACGCCUCGCGCGAAUCCCGCCAACGCCAGUGCGACGGGCGCAGUGCCGGGAGACGGCACGGACGCACCGGGCGGCGAGGCGACGGUCGGAGACGCGGCGGCGCCGAUGGAGGAGUGA
Molecule: messenger RNA, 906 nt
Organism: Tilletiopsis washingtonensis
Lineage: Eukaryota; Fungi; Basidiomycota; Exobasidiomycetes; Entylomatales
Product: putative PRE5-20S proteasome subunit
Exons: 6
Coding region: 46-906 (286 amino acids)
Biological process (GO): ubiquitin-dependent protein catabolic process
Cellular component (GO): nucleus; proteasome core complex, alpha-subunit complex; proteasome core complex
Source: RefSeq, a predicted model, not a curated record